This is a messenger RNA of Lathyrus sativus (Indian pea), 1719 nucleotides long. Lineage: Eukaryota; Viridiplantae; Streptophyta; Magnoliopsida; Fabales; Fabaceae. The record is from the annotation of a GenBank genome assembly.
AUGGCUGCAACUAGUACUUCAACACAGGUUUUCAAAGACAGCAACGAUGGAAACACAGAAGCUACAAGACAGGAAAUUAAGGCUGCCAUAGCCAAAGCAGUGGAGUUAAGAGCUCUUCAUGCUGCUUUAGUGCGAGGGAAUAGCUCUACUAAUGCUAAAUUUCCAUCUCCUUCCUCUGUUCCACGCUCUGUUUCUCAGUUCUCUGCUCAUGAUUACCCUGUUUUCACACCUAGCUAUGAAGAUGACCCGAUUGUAUUGUACAAUCAAAACCACAUGAAAGGUCUAGCAAUAUCAGAAAGUUGGGAUGGAGAAUCAGGAAACAGCAUAGAAACCAUUGAGAAACCAAGUUCAAGAAAAGGGAUACUACUACCUUGUGGUUAUACCAAUUCAGAAUCUCACAUUUGUCCUGCUGAUGACACCAAAUCUGUAACUGGCUCUUGUGCAAAUCACAUCACUGUUCUUCAAACAUCACCUACGAGGAGAAACAGUUUAGAGGAUUAUAAAUCGGUGUCCUCCUGCAAUAAAUGUAACCCUGCAAUCAUAACAAGCGAGUUAGAGAGUGCAAGGAACAGCAAGAGCUCCAAUGUUGUUGUUUCGGUUGCAGAAUCCCACUCGUCAUUUCAUUCCGAAACCAAAAGCAAAGGUGUGAUUUCGUGGCUGUUUCCUCGGCUAAAGAGGAAGCAUAAGAAUGAGAAUUCUCCGAAUAGAGCAGAAUCUGAGGAUGUUUCUCAGGUUUUAAAGGACAUAGGAAUAAAGUCAAUUGAGGCAUUGAAGAAAGAGCUGAUGGAAGCGAACGGGAAUAGAGAUGUGGCUCUAAUGGAAGUUUCUGAAAUGAGAACAUCGUUGGGGGAGCUGAGACAGAAGAUGGAGUACUUGGAGAGUUACUGCGAAGAACUGAAGAAAGCUUUGAAACAAUCCAUGCAGAUGCAGGCAAAGGAUUCUGAACAGGUUAAGCUUAGUAAUCUUCAUCUGAGAGGAAAAUCAAUUGAUGGAAAUGUUGAAAAUUCAAUGCCUGUGAAUGAGGAAGUAAUGAUAGAGGGAUUCUUGCAGAUAGUAUCAGAGUCAAGGUUAUCAGUAAAACAGUUCUGUAAGACACUUAUAAACAACAUCGAAGAAAAUGAUAAUUCUAUGACAGAAAAAUUGAACUCGCUUCUUCAACCAUAUAAGCUGUCACUAAAUUCCAAGUACUCAAAAGCAGUUCUAUACCAUUUCGAAGCUUUCAUAAAUCAGUCUCUCUACCAAGACUUUGAGAAUUGUGCUUUCCAGCAGAACGGUUGUCCGAAAUUCAUAGACCAGCAUGAAGAUUGUAAAGCGAAAUUCUUGUCAUUCGUUGCCCUUAGAAAUUUGAGCUGGAAUGAGGUACUGAGAAAGGGAACAAAAUAUUACAGUGAAGAAUUUAGCAAAUUUUGUGAUCAGAAAAUGAGUUGUAUUACCAGUACUCUAAAUUGUACCAGGCCUUGGCCUGAGAAACUCCUUCAAGCUUUCUUUGUGACUGCAAAAUGCAUGUGGCUGCUACAUUUGCUUGCCUUUUCUUUCAACCCGCCACUGGGAGUUUUAAGAGUUGAAGAGAAUAGAAACUUUGAUCCUCGCUACAUGGAAGAUAUGUGUUCAAGGUCACAGGGUCCAAGCAAAGUUAAGAUCAUGGUUAUGCCAGGGUUUUAUGUUAAAGAUAGGGUCUUGAGGUGUAAGGUUCUUUGUAGGUACAAAUCCACACCCUAA